GUGCGAUUCCGGAUUACACAGGUUUUACUGCAUUGUAUAUUUUCUCUACUGUGAAUAGUUACUUUAAACUUAUAAUUACUGUAUAAAUUUAAGGUAGAUAUCGCUAUUGUAGAAUCGUACGCGAAUUAGUCACUAGAGAUUUCGUUAUUUCCGUAAAGGGAAAAUUCCCGACAUCCGUCGCUGGUACAAAUUCCAUGAAAUGUCGUCGUUCUGUAGUCAUUUCUCUUUCUUUAUUCUUUUCGACCACGCGCCACACAUAAAAUUUUGCCAAUUGAUCUCCUUCUUGGUCUUGUCUUUCGGGUUUUAACCAUUUACUUAUUUUUCCAAUUAUUCCUCGAUUCCACGGGUGUUUAAUGUACUGUACAGUACAUUAAACACCCGUGGUUAGUAGUGUAUCCGGAGCGAAAACGAAUUUAUGCCUCGUUUCUUGCCUAUAUAUUUCUUUGGCCUUGUACAAAGGGAUGUGGCGAAAUAACGAUAAUUGCCAGCGAAUCGAACGAAACGGCGUUAUCGUUAUAUGACGUCGAAAUUUACUCGGAAGUAACCAUUCCUCUUCCUUCUGCGUAUCCGUUAAGGAGAAAUUUUAGUUCCCCUUCAGCACCGGACAAAUCUACUGUAUUUGUGAUCGGAACGGAACGAAAGGAGAAGGAAACGAAAAUGAGAAGAGAAGGCAUUCUUCGGGCGGAAGCGUUUCGUCUGAUUACGUUGGCGUCCAUUGUUCUAUUCGCUUCGGGAGCAGAACCUUCACCUUGUCGAGGUAUUAUCUCCUGCCAGAAAUGCCUGACGUCCUUUCCCUUUUGCGCUUGGUGUUUACGGACGGACGAAGAGGGACCCAACGCCUACUGCGAAGAUUGGGCGGUGGUGAAGAGCGAGUGCUCGGAAUACUUGUACCCCAACGGCAGCUAUCAAGCGCCAAGGGAAGAAGACUUUGCCGAGAGGACGGAAGAGCGGAAAGCCAUUCAGAUGAAACCUCAAGAAGUGUUCUUGGAAUUGCGACCCAAGCAGCCGGUUCGUUUGCGCGUGGAAUACAAGCAGGCGAAGAACGUUCCCGUGGACCUAUACUACCUGAUGGACCUGUCGAACUCUAUGAAGGACGACAAAGACAAAUUGUCUUCUCUGGGCGAUUCGGUGGCGGAAAAGAUGAAGAACAUCACCCGAGAUUUUCGCAUCGGAUUCGGUUCCUUCGUGGAGAAAGUGACCUUUCCUUUCGUCAACACUCUGGCUUUCGAGUAAGUGAUCGGAGCCUCGGGAGGGGGCCUCAAAAAACGUUUAAGUAAUUGUGUACUUAACACUAACAGGAAGAAUAAACAAUACGAGAAUUUCUCUCGUCCUUAUUGUUUUCGUAAUCACAUGUCUCUAAGUGCCGACACCGGAAGAUUCAAAAAAGAGGUGAAUGCUGCAAAUACCUCGGCCAACGUCGACGAUCCCGAAGCGGGACUAGACGCUCUGCUCCAAGCAAUUGUCUGCAAGGAAGAGAUCGGAUGGAGAGACAAUUCGAGAAAGAUUUUGGUGUUUUCUACCGACAACAAAUACCACAUUGCCGGAGACGGAAAGUUGGCGGGGAUUCUGCGACCGAACAGCGGCCGGUGCAGCCUGAACCGGGAAGGAGAGUAUUCCGAGUGCACGGACAGAGACUACCCCUCGGUGGCCCAGAUCGUCCGAGCGGCCAGAGAGAGCAGAGUCAACGUCAUCUUCGCAGUCACACGGCAGAUGGAAGACGCCUACAGUUCCCUGGCUUCCCGAAUGGAGGGGUCGACGGUGGCCGAACUCAGCCACGAUUCCUCCAACAUCGUCCAAUUGAUCCAAGAACAAUACAACGCCAUAACUUCGACGGUGAAACUGACCAGCAACGCCUCGGAUCCCGUCAAAGUCACCUUCUUCUCUUCUUGCCCCGGAGGGGGAGACAAGUGCGAAAACGUUCCGCCGGGCACCGGCGUGAGUUUCGAAAUGGAAGUCACUCUAGAUUCCUGUCCACCGGAUAGGAAUCUGUGGAACCAGACGUUCCUUGUGUCUCCUGUGGGAGUGGACGAGGCCCUAACCGUUGACAUAAGAAUGAUGUGCGAGUGCCACUGUGAGAACAGGGAAGAAGAGAGUGUGCAGUGUUCGGGCGAAGGUACUUUGGAGUGCGGAAGUUGUCUGUGUCGGCCGGGUAGAGCCGGAAAGAGAUGCGAAUGCAACGCGGAAGACGGAUCUUACCGUAACGAUUCGGCUUGUAUGAACCACAAUAACGUCAUAUGUUCCGGUAGAGGAGUAUGCGUCUGCGGUCAGUGCGUGUGCGAAACCAGAUACGAUCCCAACGAGAGGAUAAUGGGACGUUUUUGCGAAUGCGACAACUAUUCCUGUAACAGAUACAAGAACGCCAUCUGCGCAGGUCACGGGAUUUGCCAAUGCGGCAUUUGCGAGUGUUUUCCGGAAUGGACGGGAGAUUCCUGCCAGUGUGAGGUUUCCGUGGAAGCCUGCCUGGACCCCGUUACAGGGGUGAUGUGCAACAAUCACGGUGUAUGCGAAUGCGGAAGUUGUAGCUGUCUACGCAACGAAAGAGAAUACUACUACGGAACUUGGUGUCAAAUGUGUUCGGUCUGUCCGGAAAAUUGCGGUCUGUACGACUCUUGCGUGGGGUGUAAGACGUUUAAUUCAGGUCCUCUAACUCAACCGGAAUGCGAUAACUGUACUGGAUUCUAUCGACAUUUACGUGCUAACGAUAGCGUGGAAGGUAUGCAGAAGUGCACGUUCGUCGACGACGACGACUGCCGGGUCCACUUCUAUUAUCGACUAGACGAAAAGGAUACGCCCGUGAUUAUCGUUAAUCCUAUUAAAGAUUGUCCCGGAACCGUCGACUACUUUCCUGUGGUGUCGGGUUUGGUGGGUGGCAUCUUGGGUACCGGUCUGGCGGCUCUAUUGGCCUGGAAACUGAUCACUCACGUCCACGAUACUCGAGAGUUUGCUAGAUUCACAAGAGAACUGUACAAUGCAAAGUGGAGCACGAGGAAAAUAGACUACGCCUUUCCCUACGGAUUCCGAAAUUACUUGCCCCUGAGUCGGAACACGGGCAGGUUUAAAACGGAAGUGCAAAAUUCUCAGAUUUCGGGUAACUACGACGCCCCCGAAGGAGGUUUGGACGCUCUGGUGCAAGCGGUCUCUUGCAAGGACAAGAUCAAAUGGGGGGAAAAUUCCACCAAACUACUGGUGUUUUCUACCGACGCCGGAUACCACUUCGCGGGAGACGGAAAGCUGGCUGGAAUCGUCAAACCCAACGACGGAAACUGUCACCUGGAUGAUCGGGGCAAUUACACCGAAAGUCUGACUCAGGACUACCCUUCGGUCAGCCAGAUCAGGAAUCUUCUGCGGGACAACAAGAUCAACGUCAUCUUCGCCGUCACCAGAGAUCAGAAUCACGUCUACGAAGACUUGGCGCGGGAGUUAGAAUCGGCCACCGUGGGAGUUCUGGAGGACGACUCCUCCAACGUGGUCCAACUCAUUCGCGAUCAAUACGACAAAAUAAGAUCGUCGGUGAAGAUCAGGGACGAUUCCGCCGAUCCCAUCAAAAUCACUUAUUUCUCCUCCUGUCUGGGGAAGACGAAGAAGCAAACGGACUCGUGCGAAAACAUCCCCGUGGGAGGAAGCGUAAGUUUUUCUGCCCAAAUGCGAAUACUUUACCGGGUCGUGGCCACCGAGAACGUCAGAGUAUGCGACGAUGGACCGAUAGAUUGGCGGCGCCUCCCUAGCAGUGCCCGAAUGAAAAAUGGUGUAGUGUUCGAUUUGUUGACAAAAACCAAUCGACGUCCAUUGCCACGUUUAGCGGGGAUUCUGCGACCGAACAGCGGCCGGUGCAGCCUGAACCAGGAAGGAGAGUAUUCCGAGUGCACGGACAGAGACUACCCCUCGGUGGCCCAGAUCGUCCGAGCGGCCAGAGAGAGCAGAGUCAACGUCAUCUUCGCAGUCACACGGCAGAUGGAAGACGCCUACAGUUCCCUGGCUUCCCGAAUGGAGGGGUCGACGGUGGCCGAACUCAGCCACGAUUCCUCCAACAUCGUCCAAUUGAUCCAAGAACAAUACAACGCCAUAACUUCGACGGUGAAACUGACCAGCAACGCCUCGGAUCCCGUCAAAGUCACCUUCUUCUCUUCUUGCCCCGGAGGGGGAGACAAGUGCGAAAACGUUCCGCCGGGCACCGGCGUGAGUUUCGAAAUGGAAGUCACUCUAGAUUCCUGUCCACCGGAUAGGAAUCUGUGGAACCAGACGUUCCUUGUGUCUCCUGUGGGAGUGGACGAGGCCCUAACCGUUGACAUAAGAAUGAUGUGCGAGUGCCACUGUGAGAACAGGGAAGAAGAGAGUGUGCAGUGUUCGGGCGAAGGUACUUUGGAGUGCGGAAGUUGUCUGUGUCGGCCGGGUAGAGCCGGAAAGAGAUGCGAAUGCAACGCGGAAGACGGAUCUUACCGUAACGAUUCGGCUUGUAUGAACCACAAUAACGUCAUAUGUUCCGGUAGAGGAGUAUGCGUCUGCGGUCAGUGCGUGUGCGAAACCAGAUACGAUCCCAACGAGAGGAUAAUGGGACGUUUUUGCGAAUGCGACAACUAUUCCUGUAACAGAUACAAGAACGCCAUCUGCGCAGGUCACGGGAUUUGCCAAUGCGGCAUUUGCGAGUGUUUUCCGGAAUGGACGGGAGAUUCCUGCCAGUGUGAGGUUUCUGUGGUAGCCUGCCUGGAUCCCGUUACAGGGGUGAUGUGCAACAAUCACGGUGUAUGCGAAUGCGGAAGUUGUAGCUGUCUACGCAACGAAAGAGAAUACUACUACGGAACUUGGUGUCAAAUGUGUUCGGUCUGUCCGGAAAAUUGCGGUCUGUACGACUCUUGCGUGGGGUGUAAGACGUUUAAUUCAGGUCCUCUAACUCAACCGGAAUGCGAUAACUGUACUGGAUUCUAUCGACAUUUACGUGCUAACGAUAGCGUGGAAGGUAUGCAGAAGUGCACGUUCGUCGACGACGACGACUGCCGGGUCCACUUCUAUUAUCGACUAGACGAAAAGGAUACGCCCGUGAUUAUCGUUAAUCCUAUUAAAGAUUGUCCCGGAACCGUCGACUACUUUCCUGUGGUGUCGGGUUUGGUGGGUGGCAUCUUGGGUACAGGUCUGGCGGCUCUAUUGGCCUGGAAACUGAUCACUCACGUCCACGAUACUCGAGAGUUUGCUAGAUUCACAAGAGAACUGUACAAUGCAAAGUGGAGCACGGACGAAAAUCCCCUGUUCGUAGGAGCCACUUCCACUUUCCACAACCCGACUUUCCAGGACGAUUCUUAGCCUGGACCGGAUCUUCGUCGAGUCUUCGUUGCGGAAGAACGGUGUCGCUUCCGUUUAUUACAAUACGAAAUGUUUAAUAAGAUAUUCAAUAAAAUUCAUCAUUCAGAAA
Centruroides sculpturatus (bark scorpion) is the source of this 5404-nucleotide messenger RNA. RefSeq lists its product as uncharacterized. The record is from RefSeq and is a predicted model, not a curated record. Gene Ontology annotation, cellular component: cell surface; focal adhesion; integrin complex. The transcript has 38 exons. Gene Ontology annotation, molecular function: integrin binding. Gene Ontology annotation, biological process: integrin-mediated signaling pathway; cell-matrix adhesion; cell migration. NCBI's taxonomy places the organism in Eukaryota, Metazoa, Arthropoda, Arachnida, Scorpiones, Buthidae.